AUGGCGCAAGCGAUGGACAGGUCGCGAUGGACGACCAACCCCUAUUAUGCUCUGGUUAUUCUUGUCGUCGCGUGCGGCAGUAUCCCCAAAGGUUACGAUGAGGGAGGAUACAGCGCAAGCGUCAAGCUAGACUCGUUCACGCAUGAUUACAACCUGAUCUCCGCCAACUGGAAGGACGAUCCGACCGGGCUAGCCAACCGCAAGGCCAAUAUCACCUCAUUUAACGUACUAGGUGCAGCCUUUGGUGCGCUGUUCUCGUUGUAUCUCAACGAUCGCCUGGGUCGUCUCAAUGCGUGGCGACUGGCUGUGUUGGUCUGGGCGUCGGGCACUUUCAUCCAGGUCUUUGCGUCAGGGAUUUAUGGGUUGUUGCUGUUUGCAAGAAUCUGGAGUGGCCUGGGAGCUGGCUUGCUGACGGUCGUGGUACCGUUGUACCUGUCAGAAAUCGCACCGACAAGGACGAGAGGUCUCGUGGUCAGUUGUUACAUGGUGAUUUUGUUGUUGAUCCUGACAGUGGGCUUCUUCAUCAACUAUGGCGCCAAAAUCCAUAUGGCCCCUACGCGCAUGCAAUAUCGUCUCGUCCAAUCCAUCCCCCUGAUCCCCGUCGGAAUCGCCUUCAUAGGAUCCUUCUUCUGCCCCGAAUCCCCCCGCUACCUAGCCUCCAAGCAACGCCACGAUGAAGGCCGCGCCGUGCUCGCUCGCCUCCGCGGCAAAUCCAUCGAAGACCCAACCAUCGACGAGGAAUUCAAAACAAUCAACAACCAAGUCCGCGAAAAAACCGCCGACCUAGCCUCCAUUUCGCAUUGGCAAGCCUUCAAAGAAACCCAACUCAACCCCAACUACCGCCAACGCUUCUGGCUCCUCAUGGCCAUGCAGACCGUCGCCCAAUGGACCGGCGGAAACGGUAUCACCUACUACAUUUCAGACAUCUUCCAGUAUGCCGGCGUCUCGGACGACAGCUCCCUCAUCUCCUCGGGCGCCUACGGCAUCGUCAAAUUCGCCUUCACUCUCGCCUUCACCUGGGGUCUAAUCGACCUCCUGGGCCGGCGCACAUGCGCGCUAGCCGGCCUUUCCUUCCAACUCGCCGCACACAUCUACAUGGGCGCUUAUAUGGGCCUACAACCAGGCUCCGCGAACAACGAAAAUGCCUCCAACGCCGCCAUCGCCUCCGUCUUCAUCUACGCCUUCGGCUGGUCCAUCGGCCUGUGCACAAUCCCGUACCUCUACGGCACGGAGAUCUUCCCCACGCGGAUCCGCAACAUCAGCUACGCGACGAGCAUGUCACUGCACUGGUUCUUUCAGUUCGCUGUUGUGCGCGUCACUCCUAACAUGUUCGUUUCGUUGGAUGUGUGGGGUGCGUACCUGUUCUGGGCAUGUAUUUGUACCUGCGGUCUUGUUAUCCUCGGUAUAUGGAUGCCGGAGACGAAGGGCGUGCCGAUUGAGCGGAUGGGCGACCUUUUUGAUACGCCGUGGUAUCUUAGAUGGAAGGCUAAGGCGAGGGAGGUUGAGGAGCCGCCUUCGCCGUCGUCGGAUGCGGAUGGUGUUGAGUAUACGUAUGAGAGGAAUGAGGCGAAGUAA
Messenger RNA from Aspergillus chevalieri, 1575 nucleotides. Its product is annotated as putative MFS quinate transporter. Gene Ontology annotation, cellular component: membrane. NCBI's taxonomy places the organism in Eukaryota, Fungi, Ascomycota, Eurotiomycetes, Eurotiales, Aspergillaceae. The record is from RefSeq and is a predicted model, not a curated record. The transcript is spliced from 4 exons. Gene Ontology annotation, biological process: carbohydrate transport; transmembrane transport. Gene Ontology annotation, molecular function: carbohydrate:proton symporter activity. Bases 1 to 1575 code for a protein of 524 amino acids.